Phytophthora nicotianae INRA-310 is the source of this 414-nucleotide messenger RNA. RefSeq lists its product as hypothetical. The transcript has a single exon. The record is from RefSeq and is a predicted model, not a curated record. The coding region runs from base 1 to 414 and encodes 137 amino acids. Lineage: Eukaryota; Oomycota; Peronosporomycetes; Peronosporales; Peronosporaceae.
AUGUGGCUCAACGCAUCGCGUUCGCGCGCAGCGGAUAUCGAUUGGGCUAUGUUGCCAAUGCCUGAUAACGUUGCUGUGCUCUUUUGGGAUGUCGAAAGCCUUGAUCAAGCACGCGAAGUCGCUCGUCUUUUCAAAGAGAAGAUCGGCGAAGUGAUCGUAUGCCGCGAAUGCUGGAUGUACUUCGGAAAGCCGAUAACCAUUUGUGAUGCUUUGGAGCUCGAAGAAACCUUUGUUGUUGAGCUGCUUCUUGAGGGCUUCCAUGACGAAGGCUUUAAGGCUGCCGCCGCUUAUGAUCAAGUGCUGCUGCUGCAGAAGUUCAAUGAAGACGACAUCUACGGUUGCGCGAUGAUCACGCGCACUGACGAGAACUGCCGCGGCGACGAAAACGUGCGCGCCCGGCUGCACCGCUCUUAG